This is a messenger RNA of Epinephelus moara (kelp grouper), 621 nucleotides long. It is a transcript of the gene tnnt1, whose product is annotated as troponin T type 1 (skeletal, slow). Gene Ontology annotation, cellular component: troponin complex. Lineage: Eukaryota; Metazoa; Chordata; Actinopteri; Perciformes; Serranidae. The transcript is spliced from 11 exons. Gene Ontology annotation, molecular function: tropomyosin binding; troponin T binding. The record is from RefSeq and is a predicted model, not a curated record. Gene Ontology annotation, biological process: sarcomere organization; regulation of muscle contraction; slow-twitch skeletal muscle fiber contraction. The coding region runs from base 1 to 621 and encodes 206 amino acids.
AUGUCUGAAGAGGAGCAGGAGGAAGCUCCCGAGGAGGCAGAGGAGGAUGGAGUAGAGCACCAAGAGUACCAAGAUCAAGACGCCCAGGAGGAAGAUCAAGACGCCCAGGAGGAAGAGGAGGAGCGCCCCAAACCCAAACCUCUGGUGCCUCAGCUGGCCCCUCCAAAGAUUCCUGAGGGCGAGAGGGUGGAUUUUGAUGACAUCCACAGGAAGCGUAUGGAGAAGGACUUACUGGAGCUGCAUACUCUGAUUGACGUCCAUUUUGAGCAGAGAAAGAAGGACGAGGAGGAACUCAUCGGCCUCAAGGACCGAAUCGAGCGCCGUCGGUCAGAGAGAGCAGAGAUCCAGAGGGUUCGAGCAGAGAAGGAGAAGGACAGGCAGAACAGGAUUGCGGAGGAGCGUCACAGGAAAGAGGAGGAGGAAGCCAAGAGGAAGGCCGAUGACGACCUCAAGAAGAAGAAAGUGCUGUCUGGCAUGGGAGCGAACUUUGGAGGCUUCCUGGCGAAGGCUGAGUCGAGGAAAGGCAAGCGUAUGACAGGCAGAGAGAUCAAGAAGAAGACGCUGAUGGACAGACGGCAACCGCUAGGCAUCGACAACAUGAGGGAGGACGCCCUCAAGUGA